Molecule: messenger RNA, 1360 nt
Organism: Scleropages formosus (Asian bonytongue)
Lineage: Eukaryota; Metazoa; Chordata; Actinopteri; Osteoglossiformes; Osteoglossidae
Gene: mtnr1aa
Product: melatonin receptor 1A a
Exons: 2
Coding region: 234-1286 (350 amino acids)
Biological process (GO): G protein-coupled receptor signaling pathway
Cellular component (GO): plasma membrane
Molecular function (GO): melatonin receptor activity
Source: RefSeq, a predicted model, not a curated record
UCCGCGCGGCGACGGUCCCACGGGCGCGCGCGCACAGCUAUAAAAACGCUCGAGAGGCGACACGCGAGCGUGCGGGACGGAGGAGCGCGCUCGCGGGAUGGACCGGAGCGAGCUGAGCUCGCGCCGCCGCGGCGGCGCCUUGGACCCGAGCGCGAGGCAGUGAAGGACGAACGUCAAGCGGGAAACAACAAAGAAAGUGAGAAAGUGAAGCGAGCGGCGCGCGGAGCUGUACGAUGGUCAUAAAUGGGAGUCACGUGAACGGUUCCUCGGUGCCCCAGCAGCAGCUCGCGCUGGAGCGCCCCCCGUGGGUCGCGACCACCCUGGGAUGCUUCCUGAUCUUCACCACCGUGGUGGACAUCGUGGGCAACGUGCUGGUCAUCGUGUCCGUGGGCCGGAACCGGAGGCUGCGCAACGCAGGGAACAUCUUCGUGGUGAGCCUGGCGGUGGCGGAUCUGGUGGUGGCCAUCUACCCGUACCCCCUGGUGCUCACGGCCAUCUUCCACAACGGCUGGAAACUGGGCUACAUCCACUGCCAGAUCAGCGGCUUCCUCAUGGGCCUCAGCGUCAUCGGCUCCAUCUUCAACAUCACGGCCAUCGCCGUCAACCGCUACUGCUACAUCUGCCACAGCCUGCGCUACGACAAGCUCUACAGCGACAGGAACUCGGUGUGCUGCGUGCUGCUCAUCUGGGUGCUCACAGUGGUGGCCAUCAUCCCCAACCUCUUCGUGGGCUCCCUGCAGUACGACCCGCGGGUCUACUCCUGCACCUUCGCCCAGUCGGCUAGCGCCGCCUACACCAUCGCCGUGGUCUUCUUCCAUUUCAUCCUGCCCAUCCUCAUCGUGACCUACUGCUACCUGCGCAUCUGGGUGCUCGUGAUCCAGGUGCGCCGGCGGGUCAAACCCGACAACCGGCCUCGGCUGUCGCCGCACGACGUGCGCAACUUCGUCACCAUGUUUGUGGUGUUCGUACUCUUCGCUGUCUGUUGGGCGCCGCUCAACCUGAUCGGCUUGGCGGUGGCCGUGAGCCCGGCCGCCGUGGCCACCACCAUCCCCGAGUGGCUCUUUGUCUCCAGCUACUUCAUGGCCUACUUCAACAGCUGCCUGAACGCCAUCGUCUACGGGGUGCUCAACCAGAACUUCAGGAGGGAGUACAAACGGAUAGUGGUCUCCGUGUGCACCGCCCGCAUCUUCUUCCAGGACAGCUCCAACGACGCCGCAGAGCGCAUCAAAAGCAAGCCUUCCCCUCUCAUGACCAACAACAACCAGGUCAAAGUGGACUCGGUCUGAGCCUCAGGAAGCACUGUGAACCACAUACCAAAUAGAAUUCAGUCCCGCUUCCACUUUCUGAAGCCACCUGUGAA